AUGGACAAAGAAGAAAAAAAGAACAUUUACAGUGAGAUCGAGGAUAACAACCUCAUUUGCAACUACUUGCCUAAAGAUAUGCUGGAAGGCGAGUUAAAAAUGCUUUUUGACUACUACGGGAAAGUCGAGGCAGUCAGAAUUAUUAGAACAAAGGACACGUUGGAAUCGAAAGGUUAUGGUUUUGUUAAGAUGUCUUCGAGGGAGGAAGCUUUGAAGGCCAUUGAAAAUUUAACGGGCUUUGAAAUUAGAGACAAAGCAUUGAAAGUUAGUUUUGCUAGAAAAAGCACUUCUGAAAUUAAGCAGACUAAUUUGUACGUACAAAACUUGCCAAAGUCUUACGGGAAAGAAGACUUAGAAAAACUUUUUUCGCCGUACGGAAAGAUUAUAGAGUGUAAAGUUUUGACGGACCAUAAAACGCAGGAAAAAAAAGGCGUCGGUUUUGUUCGAUUCGAGUACCGCAUGCAGGCUGAUCACGCACUUCGUGCUAUGAACGGGUAUGUCCCGCCGGGCUACUCCACCCCCGUCAGAGUUAAAAUUGCAGAAGACUUUAUUACUAAGACAGAAAGGCGCCUUUUAAAACCUCCAGUGCCGGCUGGAAAUUUAAGCUAUGGCGGUAGAUACAGCCCGUAUAUCGUAAAUUAUAAGCCACACCCCCCCAUCCACCAACAGCAGCUGUACGGGAACGACUAUGACCAGUUUUGCCAGUCCUCGUCUAUCCCCUUUGGGCAGCCACCGACCCUUCCAGAAAUACCCCCCCUUAGCCAGGCUGUGGGACAGCCGACAUUGGCACCUGGCUAUCCGCAGGGACCACCAGGUCUAAGCUUUGCCCAGAGCGCCCCACCACCGGUAGCCCCUUCCUUUGCUCAUCAAAAUAUGGGCAUGGGAAUGGGCCAUGCCACUCAUCGGGGCGCUAAUGUAAUGGUGGACCUUGCACAAGUCCCCGCCUCUGUAAUGCAGCCCCAAAGUGCAGGGCCCAUCGCUCCACUCUAUGUUUCUUCUAGCCUAAAUCAAACUCCUGUGGCAAUCAUGCCACCAGGAGCGGAGUUAGACAUCACCCAGUUUGUUGGACACGGUCACGAGCACAUGAUGAACCCGGCCAAUGGCAUGAAUCCCAGUCAAGUUUUGGAGCAUCCCAUGAACUCGCACAUGGCGAACCCCGCUGUCCAGAGUUUCACGACAACCCCCGCGAGCUACAACAAUCAGCAAGCCCUCAACAACGUACCGACGUCAGGCCCGCCUGCUCUGUGGUGCCUUUUUGUAUACAAUUUGCAGCCGGAUACUAACGAGAAGGCGCUGUACGACUUGUUCUGCCCUUACGGACAGAUAACGUCCCUUAAAGUUAUUAGAAAUGAAAACCAGCAGUGCAAGGGUUAUGGCUUUGUAAACUACGACACCUGCGCGCAGGCCAUGUUGGCUAUUCAGUAUUUAAAUGGGUACCGUUUUAGGGACAAAAUAUUACAAGUUAAAUUUAAACAGGCAAAACGCACCCAAUCAAAACACUGGAACGGCUCAGAAGAGGGGAAGAGAAGAGGGGCUUCGGGCAGUGAUAUGUCCAAGCUAAUCGAGGGCAAAAGCUAUAAAGAUCCCCCGAGAGGGAUCCAACGUACACCGACGUUUUUUCUGUGCAAAGCGGAGUAUCACCUGCGCUCUCCUAUCAAAAAAGCUAAAAGCACCUUCAACGCACGGAGUCGAGCACACGCUUCCUGUGCCUAUGAAGAUAUGUCAAAAGUUAAAGCGCUUGAAGAGAUAAUUUAA
Messenger RNA from Zophobas morio, 1755 nucleotides. Its product is annotated as ELAV-like protein 1-B. The coding region runs from base 1 to 1755 and encodes 584 amino acids. The transcript is spliced from 4 exons. Gene Ontology annotation, cellular component: nucleus; ribonucleoprotein complex; cytoplasm. The record is from RefSeq and is a predicted model, not a curated record. NCBI's taxonomy places the organism in Eukaryota, Metazoa, Arthropoda, Insecta, Coleoptera, Tenebrionidae. Gene Ontology annotation, molecular function: mRNA binding.